AGAAAGUUGAUGAGUAACCAUCUCGUACUCGUUAAAUGGGCAACUCUCAAUUUAAAUUCUGUCAAGUGUAUGUUCUGCAAAAAUCCUGUGCCCAACCCAGAAAAGUUUUUUUCAAGUUUUUAAUUUUCUUGUCUAAUUCCCCAAUUUGAGUAUCAUGCAGACAAUUAAAUGUGUAGUUGUUGGUGAUGGUGCCGUAGGAAAGACAUGUCUUCUUAUUUCCUACACCACCAACAAAUUUCCAUCAGAGUAUGUACCCACAGUAUUCGAUAACUAUGCAGUUACAGUGAUGAUUGGAGGAGAGCCAUACACUCUUGGACUUUUUGAUACUGCAGGCCAGGAGGAUUACGAUCGUCUUCGACCACUAUCUUAUCCCCAGACAGAUGUGUUUUUGGUUUGUUUUUCGGUCGUUAGUCCCAGUUCAUUUGAAAAUGUCAAGGAAAAAUGGGUUCCGGAAAUAACGCAUCACUGCCAAAAAACUCCAUUUUUGUUGGUAGGAACUCAAAUUGAUUUGCGCGAUGAGAGCAGUACAUUGGAGAAACUUGCUAAAAAUAAGCAAAAGCCAAUAUCAAUGGAGCAAGGAGAAAAAUUAGCAAAGGAACUUAAGGCUGUUAAAUAUGUUGAGUGCUCUGCACUAACACAGAAAGGACUUAAGAACGUAUUCGAUGAAGCAAUACUUGCAGCGUUAGAACCACCAGAACCAUCAAAGAAAAGGAAGUGCAAAUUCCUAUAAUUUUAACAUUUAUUUAUAUGGUUUCACGAAACAUUAAAAACCCACAUACACUAUUUUGAAGAUAUUUUAAUUUAAAAGCAAAAUAAAAGAGAAACCACAAAGGCAACAACAGUUUAAAAGAAAAUUAAAAAAAAAAAAAUUAAAACAAAAUCAAUAAAGUAAACAACAAAAAUGUCGCUAAAUUCAUAAAAUAUAUAUUUUUUAUUGUAUGACUACAUAAAAUUAGUUGGCAAAUCACACAUGAGAACAGCAGUUGUAGUUGUUAUGAACUAAUAACAUUUUUUUUAAUAUCAUUUACUUUUAUAUUAUAUACUGUAUUAGUUUUAGUAAAUACAAUUAUUAUUACUGGAAAUGAUUUUUAAUAUCAAAUUGAAAGCAAAGAUUUAUUCUUUAAUGUUUCUUAAGUGUUUUGUUUACACACGAGGUAUUUAAGAAUUUGAAAAAAAAAAUAUAUUAAUUUUUUUGCUACAUAAAAAGUAUUGCAUUUACUUCGAAA
This is a messenger RNA of Episyrphus balteatus (marmalade hoverfly), 1226 nucleotides long. RefSeq names its product cdc42 homolog (gene Cdc42). Bases 155 to 730 code for a protein of 191 amino acids. The record is from RefSeq and is a predicted model, not a curated record. Gene Ontology annotation, biological process: small GTPase-mediated signal transduction. Gene Ontology annotation, molecular function: GTP binding; GTPase activity. NCBI's taxonomy places the organism in Eukaryota, Metazoa, Arthropoda, Insecta, Diptera, Syrphidae. The transcript is spliced from 5 exons.